CAUUCGAGCUUUCUAUAACAUAAAAAGAAAAAGAAAAAAAAAAAGUGAGAUUAGUGUAAAUGGAGUUGGCACGGAAUGAUCAAACCGAGGCAGCUCUAAGAGGUGAAGCGAACGUAUGGAAAAACAUUAAUGGAAUAGCAGAUUUCAUGGUCAUGAAAUGCGCCUUAGAGUUGAGAAUCCCUGAUAUCGUACACUCGCACUCCGCCCCAAUCACUUUGGCCCAAAUUGCUUCUUCUGUUCCAGAUUCUCCCUCUCUGAACCUCUCCUACCUAUCUCGCAUCAUGCGUCUACUUGUACGUCGUAAGAUAUUCUCUCAACACAAAUCACUAGACGGUGAAGAAGUUCUCUACGGGCCUACUCACUCAUCUAGGUUGCUCUUAAGCAAAACUUUGCCGGAUCAGGUAACUUUGGCUCCGUUUGUUGCAUUCAUGACCCAUCCCUACUUGUCGGCUCCAUGGCGCUGCUUGGCCAGGUGUGUCAAAGAAGGCGGCAACGGUUUUGAGAUGGUCCACGGCGGCCGCCAAUUAUGGGACUUGGCUCCAGGGAAUCCGGAGUUCAACAAGCUUUUCAACGAUGGCAUGGAGAGCACGGCCAGAAUAACAAUGAUGGCAAUUUUGUCCGAAUACAGAGAUGUCUUUUGUGGGAUCGGUUCUUUGGUCGACGUCGGUGGUGGGUUUGGCGGCUCAAUAUCUGCGAUUGUGAAAUCUCAUCCGCACAUAAAAGGCAUCAACUAUGAUCUACCCCAUGUUGUCGCCACCGCUCCAACGUACACCGGACUAGUGUCCCAUGUUGGUGGUAACAUGUUUGAAUGGAUCCCCACAGCCGAUGCAGUUUUCAUGAAGUGGAUACUUCACGAUUGGGCCGAUGAAGAUUGUGUGAAGAUCUUGAAAAAUUGUAGAAGAGCAAUACCUGAGAAGGGUGGAAAAAUUAUCAUAGUUGACAUAGUUUUGGAGCCAGAGGCCAAUGGGUUAUUUGAUGAUGCAGCUGUGAUGCUCGAUAUUGCACUGAUGGCACUAACACGUGGAAAGGAGAGAACCGAAAAGGAGUGGAAGAAGGUGUUGGAAGAAGGAGGUUUCCCUCGCUACCAAAUCUUCAAAAUUCCAGCUUUAACAUCUGUCAUUGAAGCCUAUCCACAAUGAUCAUCACUGUAUACCUACCCUAUUAUGAUGUUCUAGUUGUUCAUAGACACUUUCUUAAAGGUGCAAUAUGGAUGAAUAAGUUAAUUAUAUUUAAAAUAAUAUGAUAUCUCCUAUAUAUAAUAAAUGGCUAUGGAAUGGAAAAUUCAUAGUUUAAUGGAAUAUUUUGUUUUUUUA
Messenger RNA from Humulus lupulus (European hop), 1313 nucleotides. RefSeq names its product xanthohumol 4-O-methyltransferase-like. Bases 60 to 1139 code for a protein of 359 amino acids. Lineage: Eukaryota; Viridiplantae; Streptophyta; Magnoliopsida; Rosales; Cannabaceae. Gene Ontology annotation, biological process: methylation. Gene Ontology annotation, molecular function: S-adenosylmethionine-dependent methyltransferase activity; protein dimerization activity; O-methyltransferase activity. The record is from RefSeq and is a predicted model, not a curated record. The transcript has 2 exons.